CCGAGCCGCCGCCUGGGGCCGAUCCGCGCAGCUCCGAACAUGGCUGAAGUCGGGGAGGACACGGGCGCCCGGGCCCUGCUGGCACUGCGCUCGGCGCCCUGCAGCCCGGUGCUGUGCGCCGCGGCCGCCGCGGCCGCCGCCUUCCCCGCGGCGCCGGCGCCUUCGCCGCUGCCUCAGCCCCAGCCACCUCCGCCGCCGCCGCCGCUGCCGCCGCCGCCGCCGCCGGCGUCCUCCGCUCCCCCGGCGGCGCCCCAACAGCCGGCGCCCCCGCCGCUGCCGCUGCCGCCGCCGCCGCCGCCUGCGGGCCUGGGGGGAGCCCCGGCCGGCGCGGCCGCUGGGGGAGCGGCGGCGGCGGCGGCGGCGGCGGCGGCAGCGGCCUCGGUGCGGCAGAGCCCUGGGCCGGCCCUGGCCCGGCUGGAGGGCCGCGAGUUCGAGUUCCUCAUGCGGCAGCCCGCCGUCACCAUCGGCCGCAACUCGUCGCAGGGCUCCGUGGACCUCAACAUGGGGCACUCGAGCUUCAUCUCCCGCCGCCACCUGCAGCUCAGCUUCCAGGAGCCGCACUUCUACCUGCGCUGCCUCGGCAAGAACGGCGUCUUCGUGGACGGGGCCUUCCAGCGCAGGGGCGCCCCGGCCCUGCAGCUCCCCAAGCAAUGUACCUUUCGAUUUCCUAGUACGGUUAUAAAGAUCCAGUUCACAUCUCUGUACCAUAAAGAAGAAGCUCCACCAUCUCCCCUUCGACCUCUUUAUCCUCAAAUUUCCCCUCUGAAGAUCCACAUUCCGGAGCCGGAUCUCCGGAGCCUAGUCAGUCCCAUUCCUUCUCCUACUGGCACUAUCAGUGUUCCCAACUCCUGCCCAGCGAGUCCUCGUGGUGCUGGAUCCUCAGGAUAUCGCUUUGUUCAGAAUGUCACCUCGGACCUGCAGCUGGCUGCAGAAUUUGCAGCAAAGGCAGCAUCAGAGCAGCAGGCAGACACAUCUGGAGGGGACAGCCCAAAGGAUGAAUCAAAACCACCGUAUUCUUAUGCUCAGCUCAUAGUUCAGGCUAUAUCCUCAGCCCAGGACAGACAGUUAACACUAAGUGGCAUCUAUGCCCAUAUCACCAAGCAUUACCCUUACUACAGGACUGCUGACAAGGGCUGGCAGAAUUCUAUUCGACACAACCUCUCCUUGAACCGUUACUUUAUUAAAGUCCCACGUUCUCAGGAGGAGCCUGGAAAGGGCUCCUUUUGGCGAAUUGACCCAGCAUCAGAAGCCAAGCUAGUAGAACAGGCAUUCCGGAAACGGAGACAGAGAGGAGUGUCCUGUUUCCGAACCCCUUUUGGGCCCUUGUCAUCAAGGAGUGCUCCUGCUUCACCUACUCAUCCGGGGCUAAUGUCCCCCCAUUCUAGUGGCCUACAGACUCCAGAGUGCCUGUCUCGGGAGGGUUCACCCAUUCCACAUGACCAUGAUUUUGGGUCAAAAUUAGCCUCUGUUCCAGAGUAUCGGUAUUCACAAAGUGCACCUGGUUCUCCUGUUAGUGCUCAGCCAGUAAUAAUGGCUGUUCCUCCCCGACCAUCUAAUCUUGUGGCCAAACCAGUUGCUUACAUGCCAGCUUCAAUAGUGACUUCACAGCAGCCUUCUGGUCAUGCAAUUCAUGUUGUGCAACAAGCUCCCACUGUUACAAUGGUCAGAGUUGUGACCACAUCUGCUAAUUCAGCUAAUGGAUACAUACUUACCAGUCAGGGCACAGCAGGAAAUAGCCACGAAGCAGCAGGCACAGUUUUGGAUUUGGGCAGUGAACCAAGAGCAUUGGAAGAUAAGCCUACGAUUGCAUUCGCAACAAUUCCAACUGCCAGCCGAGUCAUCCAGACGGUUGCCAGUCAGAUGGCUCAGGGAGUUCCAGGACAAACAGUUACAAUACUUCAGCCAGCAACACCAGUGACCAUUGGGCAACACCAGCUCCCGGUUAGGGCAGUGACACAAAAUGGAAAGCAUGCUGUUCCUACCAACAGCAUCACUGGCACUUCUUAUGCCCUUACAAACCCACUGCAACUUCUCGCAGCCCAGGCUAGCUCCUCCACUCCUGUAGUGGUUACUCGGGUGUGUGAAGUGGGCCCAGAAGACCCGGCAGCCUCCUCAGGGGAGCCAGAUGUCAAAAGACCUCGGCUGGAGGAACCUAGUGGAACUGUUGUCGCACAGGCUGGGGUGAUAACAUCUACAACCCCACAAGGGCAAGGAACCGGUGAAUGAAGUACCUGGGAAAGGAGCUGGAAUAUAGGUGGAGCAGAAGGCGCAUCAAAAGGAAUGGUAGAACAGAAGUGUAACUGCCUAAACAGCCACUUUUCUUAACGUGAGAUAGGAAAGACAGCUCCACAGCUCAUCAGAUCUCGAGGUGCCAAACAGAUUGGGGAAAGCUUGGGAAAAGCUUCCAUCUACCUGUACCUGUACCUGGAAUUCAGCUCAGCCUUUACUUUUGUUUUCUCUUCCAUACCUUUUAGUUAAACAAAACAAAACAAAAAACCCACAUAAACAAAUACAGACAACUGAUUGUAUGACUGCUGGGAAUUCUGUUUUUUUUUUCAGCACCUCCUGUUUUUCCCCAGCCUUUUCUUCAAGAGGGUGGGGAAGAGAUUGCAGUUCAGUAUCUCAAGGAAUGUAUCACAAAUGUCUGCUCCAUAAGAAGAAGGUUCCUUAUUUCUCCAAUGCCUUAAUGCUGCCUCUCAGAGUUUGACAUUGAUGUUCUUAAGGAAGCAGCCUUGACCAUCACAAGAAGACUGACACAGGUUAACAUAGUGACAGCAUUAAAGUAGUAUGGUACCCAACAAACAAUUCUUUUAAAGAAAAAUAAUUGUGUUUAGAAUGAAUUCUUAUUUAUGUAGGAGAUUGAGAGCAGGCUGUUGGGGUAGGGACCAGGGGGUAGAACAACAGGAAUUGACCAAUUUGUUAUUUCAUAAAUGUCUUUUUUCAUAGAAAGGCAAAAGAGAAGGUAUUGACAUUAGUAUUGUUUUUAACUGGUUUGGUUUUGACCCCACAAUGUUUCUUGCUUUGUUCAGACAUGUACCAUCUGUUUUUAAACUAAGCCUACAUAUACAUCUUGGACAGAAGUUGAGGGAAUUCUUCUCCUCUUCCCCCCCCCCGCCGCCUUUUUGUUUUUAGUUUUACAUGCAUGAUGCAUGCAUUAAUCACACCGUGGAGUUAAUCCAUAGCUAUAACUGUUAAUGUCAUAUUAGGGGAAAUUAUGAUAGUUUCCUGUAUUAGAACAUGUAUUUGCCUUAGUACUGUUAGAAAGUCCUUUGGUUGGAAGACUAGCAAAAAGCUGAUGGACUAAAUCAUAACAAUAGUAUCCAGGUUUCAGUAUUUGGAGUGAAUGUUAAUCAGAACUGAGCCUCUGUGCUGUCUUCCCUGCAGUAAUGGUAAAGUUCCAUUAUAACUAAGUCUUCUAGACAGAACUAUGUGGCUCAUUUGAUGUGAAAGAAAGUAGAGCAAAGGUUUCUCAGAACUGUUCUCCCCAUAACCUAAUAGAAGACGUGAUAGUCUCAGCAUAGCUGGAUGCAGUUUUAUAAUCUUAAUCUUUUUAUUUAAAUUUUACCCAAAUUCCAGUUUUCUUUUGCAGAUUAUCAUUACAGUUGGAAAAUAUUUCUUUUAUCUAAAAUACUAAAAUCUUUGGGGUCAAUUCAAGGUAAUGGAAACUACCUUCCCAAAUAAUGAGAUUACUCACUGGUAUCCUCCUUCUCCCAGGGUUUAGUUACCCUGUCUGUCUGAAUUCGUUUUGUGGCUAAAAAGAAGUAAAUAAAUAGCAGUGCUCUCUGAAGAAGAAAAGCAAAUGAAGUGCUUUGAUAUAAUGAAUCUAUAUGUUUCUUAGGAAAAUACCUUCUAAACUUGCACACUUGGCAGUUUCAGCUACGUCAAGUAUGUUGAAAGGAGGUGGGAACAUAGGGAAUAUUAUUGUCUAUUCAGAUUUUUAUUGGUCUGUUUUCCUGAGCAGUGUGCAGCAGGGAUGAAGGAAUGCUUCUAUUAGAAAGUUAUCUCUUAUUUUGUUAAAUAUUUUGGUGCUGCUUCUCCCAGUAGUCAGUCAUCAUCAGGAGAAAAAAAAAUGUUGUACACAAAACUCAAGUAUCAGGAAAUGUUUUUCUUUUUCUAUUUUUUUAAGGGGAAAAAAAAGUCAGGAGUACCUUCCUUUUCCCCACCUCCACAACCAGUUAACUCUGUUUAGAGUUAGUUCAUCUUUAUAAGCCCUGUUAGAAAAACUGCAGUGGUGUUCAAAACUUCCCCAUAAAAUAUAUGAGACAAAUUAAAGGCAAGAAAAUUUCAUAGGAGUUAGGAACUAACCAAUAAUGUUCUGCUUUAAAACAAAAGAAUUAGCUGUUUAUUUUCUUUUUAAUUAUUUCAAGCAGUGGGCAUUAAUUAAGCCCACUUUAGAGAUUAACAAUUUGCAGUCAGAACCCCUUGAUUUAACCAGAAGUUUAAGAGGAAGGUGGCCUGGUGAGAUGCCAGGAAAAAAGAGCUGUACCACAAUUGCCCUUUACAUGUGUCCUCUUCAGUCAGGAUCAGAGGGAACUGGCUUCUCUUAUAAAAAAUUACUGAGCCCUUCAUUGAAAUGCUCCCUUUUGUCCAAUAAAAGAAAAAGGGAAAAUGUAUAUGUGACUAAAUUUUAAAAGGGUACCACAGUCACAAAAACAUUGACAUCCAUGCAGUAUUAAGUAUGAAAAAAGUUUCAGAGCACUAGGAAUGAGAAAACCAGCGAUGCAGUUCUCAGAGAUACUUUCCCCACCUUUAAUGAUGAUAAAUUAUGCUCCAUUCCACACUUACAUUUUCUUAAAUUUGUGUGUGUGUGUGUGUGUGUGUGUGUGUGAGAGAGAGAGAGAGAGAGAAAUUAGAAUUGAGUGAUAGAGAAAAUGAGACUUGAGUGAUAAAUUAAUUGAUGUCAGGCAGGCUUCAUUCUGCACUGACAACUUCAGUUACUAACAAAACCAGGGUCUUGUUCAGGUUAGAGGAUUUGUAAUUAGUGACUUUUUAGGGCCACCAAUUGCUUCUUUACCCAUCCUUAAUUGGUAUUUGUUCUAAGUACUCCUUGUAUAUAGCCUAGAAGAGGGAAAUGACUUAAGGUGGUGGGAGCUAUGUUUGGUCUUCAGUUAUGGCUACCACAGACUUUCUCUUUUCCAAGCUGGGAUUUUCGGUAAAGAACACUCCGUAUUGAGAGGUUAGCAGAAAAUGGUGGCUUACAUAUUUUUAAAAAUAUUUGUUUCUGUCUUUUGCUUCAUCUGAAUUUAUUGCUCCCAACUGUUAAUUAGUUUUAUUGCCAUCAGAAAGCACUAACUGCUUUAUCUGUGCAAACUUUAUGUCUUAGUAAGGGUUGGUUCACAACUAGAAGGGAAAUAGAAUGGUGAAUAGGAAAGGAGGGAAACAGCAAGAUUUCAAUGGAAGGAAUUUCCCCUUGAGAUUUUUAGCACCUUAAACUUCUGCAAGAGUUGCAUGAUGAAGGAAAUAAAAAGGAUCGAGGUCAAGAGAAAAGUGGUGGACAUUGAGGAAAUCAUUACCCAUGAUAGAUCUUUUGUUUUAUAAUAACCUUAGAAAGGUUUAGAUUAUAGCCAGGAAAUAUUGCCUUAUAUCUUCUAAGCCAGUGUUUGUGGCAGAGAUAUCUGGCAGAAAUGCCAAAGUGGGAUGUUUGGUGGCUUUAGAAAUUCCUGGAAAGAACCUUUACCAUUUGGGACAGGGGAAAGCAGUAUGUAUCUAGAUGUGUCUGAUGGGUGCUGCUCUAAUCCUGGAGUUCAUCUUCAUCUUCCUUCCAUCCUGGUACAUGUGUUCACAUUUGCCUCCUGCCUGCCCUUUAUGGCUCCCCUUCUUUGCUUCCUACCUGAGAAGAAAGCAGGAAAUUUGCUUAUAAAGAACUUUACUUUUUAAGAAUCCAAGAAAACAUACUGAAAUAAAUACAUAUAUAUAUAUAUAUAUAUAAAACAUAAGAAACCCACCCCCAAAAGUUCUGCCAGUUAGCCUGCCUGUAUUCCUUCUCCUCUUCAUUCUCUCUAAAUGUAUUUUGUGGUGAUGUUGAUGUUGCUGAUAUAAGAACAGUACUUCACAAUUGACAAGCCCUUAGAACAGCUGGUAGACAAUUUUUAACUGUGUGUUGGUAUUUGGGAUAUCAGUUUGUAAAGACUAUCACCUAUCUCCUUUUACUAUUAAGGCAUCACAACCAAAGGUUAUGCUUCAGUAGUAUGUGAUUAAUGUUAAGCACCAAAGGUCAGUAAUUCUGUGUUAUUUAUUGAAUCUUCACAUAAUAGAGCAUUAUACUAAGCACUGUGGGUAGAUACAGAAGAAAUAUGAGUCCCUAACCUCAAGGAGUUUACUAAUCUAAUGUUUUGUUCCAUGAGUUUACCUCUUUCUAUCAGAACAAUAUCUAUCUGUUCUAUCAGAACAAGAACCAUUCUUACCUUUUUUUUUUUGCUCUGUGAUUUUUUAUGAUGAUAUUUUAUCCAAGUCUCAGUUCUUUUUCCUGUAAGCAGAAUGUAAAAUAGUAUAAUUUAAAUGAUUUUUGGGGAUUCAGAUGGCUCAUUCUUUUAUUUCUUCUGAAUUUUCUAAAUAUACAUAUAUUACAAAUAUAUUCCCUCAUUUGGUUUGGGAAAAAAAUUAGCUCCCUCCUCCCCGCCCCCCUUAAAUUGGGAGAGCUGCCUUAGUUUUAAAAACAAAAUUCAUUUAAAUGUACCAAAAUCGUGUUCCAGACACACUUUUUCCUCUUGUCUUUGUUUCUCUGUUAUGUACAUUACCACGGUAGCUAGGGCUUUCAGGUUUGCCCACUGGUAGCUUACCCCCCAGAUGAAUUGCAUGUUAAGGUGAUCUGAAUCCAUUGCUCAGAGAAGAGAUUAGAAGCAUUUCUGAUAAAUGGAUGGGAAUAAAUAAAAAGUAGAAUGAAUAGUGACUUCUAAGUCUGGAGUAAUAUCCUGUCAGUUUUCCUGAGGGCAUCUGAUUUUGUGAUUCAGUGUAAACUGCUCACAGGUCCUUUUUUUUUUUCUCAUUUACCUCUGCUUUCUUCCUCUCUUCUCCCUCCUCCCAAAAAACAAAAAAGUAAAAGAAAAAAUUUAGACGUAAAAAGAAUAUCACAAUCAUUACACUUGCAUGCUUAUACUAUUCAAACCUAAGUGACAGUGUUAUUAUUUAGACUGCUAUAUAUGGGUGUACAAGCAUUUUGCAUGACAACUCUUUUAGUCCUAAGGCCAUGAGACAUAUUCCAUUAACUGUCGUUGGAGUAAUUUGUUGGGCAGAGUGGGAUGGAAUUUCAUCUGACUUUUGUUAUUUCUUCAAAAUAAUUAAGGACUACCAUGAAGGUGAUAUUUCAAAGUGAGUUGUGUGGGAUCAACUAGUUUUAUUAGAAAUUGAUUUUCUUUAUAUCCUUUUCAUUCAGCAUAAGUAACAGCAUUACUUGCUAGGUAAUUUGGAGAGUUCUGAUCAGAGAGAGAGCCUUUUUUGUUUUGUAUUUUCUGAAAUGUUAUAUGUCUUUUUACUUUAUACUUGUGCUUUGGAGACCAGCAGCAGCUCUCAUGUCAUCAUCUUUCGUACAAAAUUUGGCUGAAUGUGAAAAAGUAUUAGAAGAGUCUUCUUUCUAUAGGUUAUUAAAUAUGCAGGAUUUGAACAAAAAAAUGCAGUUGAGGGGCAGAGGUUACAUGGCAUUGUUAUAUUUUCUUUUUUACUCAGAAGUUUUGCAGUUAAAUGACUUCAUCUGAUAUAAGGAACUGUACUUCUCUUUGUUUUUUGCUGUUCCAGUUUUAUCUUGUUUGCCUCUUUUCCCUAAGAUAAUACCUACUUUAGGGAAAAUUCUGUACCCUCUGGAUGUUUUAAAAAAUAUUUAAAACAACCAUUGUGCAUAUGUCUGUCUCUUGUACUCUUAUGCUAAAAACUAAUGACUGGCCAAAGCAGUUGUAAAACACUUUGCAAAUAUACUGGCUAUAUGAAUGCUAAAUGGUGUCAUCAUCAUUGUCAUGGGUUAUCCAUUAGUGAUACAGAAAUAGAAAUAAAAACAAAAGCCCUCUAGCUUAUUUAAUCCACAACUUAGUUUGUUCUUAUAAUGAGAAUUUUUACCUACAACCUUAUUGUGAGUUGUCUUUAUUUUAGUAUUACCUAGGAACAAUGUUAUUUAAUAAAAAGCUAAUUUUAGUUUCCUUGCUGCUACAGAGACCAAAUUGUUUAUAUAUAUAUAUAUAUAUAUAUAUAUAUAUAUAUAUAUAUGACACAAGUGCUUCUGAGAUUCAUUUAAUCUCCUUGUAAGGUUUAAAUAAACCUUCAAUGAAAGUCUUUUAAGACUUAACCAGAAUCACUGUGUUUCCACUUCCCAUUAUUUCCAAAUUGUGUCCUUAUAUUUAUGACACUUAUUAGAAGUUCUUUCCCCAUAUCCUUUUUUUCCACAUCAGGGUUUUUUUAAAUACUCAGGAUAUGAUUCUGUUCAUCUUUAUGCUCAUUGUAUCUGUUCUUUCGGUUUGAUACAACAGCUUUCCACAUUUUAUAAAAUGUGGAAACCUGCUACAUUUAGUGCACAGUAAAUAACUUAGAAAUGUUGCAUUACAGGAAUUCUAACAUGUGGUAUAUAGUUUCAUACAGGCAGACAAUGCCUUUGCUCCCUGAAUGUACCUCACCCCAAGCUCCUGCUGCCCAGAGUGUUGGGGAGGAGUUUGGUCAGAACAUUGUUUUCUUUGGAUCCACAUCCAAUAAGUGACUCCUGCUUGACUUCCCUGGAGCAGCUGUUGGGGCUUCUCUGCCUGUUACAUGGCAUAUUACAUCCAUCUCAAGGAUCCUACUCAGCACAGUACAGUUGUAGCAAAGUUUCCAUCCCAGUUGCCUGGAAGAAUGGUGUUCAUUACCUAAUCAUUAAGGUUUCCUCUUGACUGCAGUCUAAAAUAUUGCCAUUUCACUGAAUGUGUUGAGAAAGCAAUUUCUUAAGCUAAAGACAGAAGGUAGAAUUUGAGGUAUAAUUUUGAUUUUCUUAAAGGCAUAAAUUUAUUUAGAAUGUGGCUUUGGAAAUCUCAGAUUGAAGAAAGGAGACUAUUUCUUUAUAACUUUAUUUAAAAUCUUGCUCUUAAGCAAGAGAUAAGGAUCUUUAAAUCCUAACCUAACCCCUUUAUUCAAAAACAAGCCAUAAUUCAUUAAGAGAACAGAAAAUAAAUUCCUUUAUAUUUGUGUUCCAGAUUCUCUUAAAUACAUUUAUGAAUAUGUAUAUAACAUAAUUUGUAAGUUUGCAUAACUAUCCCCUUUGAAUGUAAAUGGUACUUUAAAUUACUUUUAUACAAAUGGAUAUUAAAACCAGGCUCUAAUCCUAGGAAAAUGUAGUAUAUAGAGUGUAGCUUAGGAAUUGGAGACUGAGCUUAAUGCCCUUAGAUUUUUAUGUCCAGUAACUAUAUCCUUUCUCUUACCUGGCAGGACUAUAUUAUUUCUCCAUUUUAUAUCUCCUUACCCCAGUAGAGACCUUCUUUUCUCCUAUUAUUCCAUAUAGUUCUGGAUAUACAAGUUAUAUUUCUUCUAGGAGAGAUCUUCAAAUUCAUCUCUCCUGUAAAGUGACGUGUAAAGAAAGAAGAGAAUGCACUUUCGGAAUGCCUGAGUCCUAGGGUCCCUUUAAAUUAUUUUUUAUACUAUAUCACCCAAAUUUAUAAUUGUUUGAAAUAGUCUUUCCCUAGCUUCCUUCUGAUGAUGACAAGGAGGGACAGGGAUGAUAAUAAUAAUAAAUAAAGGGGAUAAUCUUGAAAUUAUAAAGUAACUAGAAGGAAGUUAGAUGAAAAGUACAUGCAAGAGUUAAGAGAAGGGAGGAUAUCAGGAUUAAUUAAUAUUGAUGCCCUGUCUGUUCAUCUGAAUUUACUAGAAGCUCCAAACAGGAAGUUAAAGCUGUACUCAGAAACUAUGACAUUGCAGUUAUAAGCGCAUCUACUCCAAGUGAUAAUUCUGUUUCCUCUCCUUUUCUAGAGAGAUUGAAAUCUGUCCCUGAAGUCUUAAGCCCCCAUUUGUCUAUGACAUCCCCUGAAGUUAAUCAUUAUAAAUGUUUGUGUGAUUAGCAUUUUUAUUCAUUUCUGACCCUGGGAGUAUGAAUUUCAUUGUAUGAUGUUUGGGGAAGUUGUAACUAACUUGGCAUACUCAUAAUGGCAAUGUCUUCAAAUAGGAACAGAAUGAUUUCCAAGCAUUUCACUGUAUUUCAUCCAGAAACCCAAUUAAAAUCUUUUUUCUAGGAUUUAGUUAGUUUAGGCAUUUCCACAUAUCUUUCUUAUCUUUUAAACAAUGGCCAUAACAUUUUCAGUGCAGCACUUUAGGAAAAAGUUUUUUAAAACAAUUUGGUUUAAAGCUACUUAGUUUUAUGGGAGAAAUGCUAGUCUCAAAAAUGAUCAGUUUUUGCAUUCUCUUGUUACACACAAGCUUUAGUAAUGGUCCCUGGGAAGAAAAAGCUAGAGUAAUGUUAACAAAUUCUGGAUUCAACAUGGAUAGAGUCAUGGAGGAACUGAUUUAUUUACAAUAGUUUGAAAAUGAGUCACCUCUAUUAAAAAGAUAGCUUGUGAAGAAUAAAUCAAACUGAGUUCCCAUUCUACUUUAUUGAGAAGUAAACCAGCCAAAUCUUGAUUUUUUAGCUUUUAGUAGACUAGUCAUAUUCAGAUGGUGGCACAGGAGUUCUGAAAAGGUCAUUGAAAAAUCAAGGAUAUUGUAAUGUUUCUGAAAUUUAAAAGGGUAAUUCUACCAUACAAAGAUGACCUUUCUUUUUAAACUAAUAAGUGGAGAAGUUUUGUUUUCUUACCUUUUUUUUUUUUAAAGGGAACUAAAGUGUCUCAGAAUUCUGGAAUGCUUUCUUCACUCUGGCAGCAUAGGCAUUUUCAAAUCCAGCUGUGUUUUUGUAGGAUAUGUAGCUAUAUAUGUAUCUGCUACAUGCAGAAGGUGAGAGUUGAUUGAUUGUGUUAAAUGUUGGAUGUCCUUCAUAUGCAAAGAGGCUUCUAACCCACAGGUCAGCAUGAGGUGCAGGAGGCAGUGAGUUUCCAUUUGUUGUGAUGGGGUGUGUUGAACCAGCCAUACUCUCAUUAAUUAGCCUUUGUGACAUAUGGCACAGAGUGUGAGCUUGCUGAAGUUUAGUGAAAUCUGGCUGGCUGCAAAGCAAAAUUGUUUUUUUCUCUAGUGGAAGGUAUGACCUUAGAUUCAUUAGCAUUAUUCUCUAACCAGCUAAACUAAUUGGUUUAGAAAUUAAAUAUGUAAAAAAAUACAAAUGGAGAAACAUUUUAAAUUCAAAAACUUUUUUUUUAAAAAGAAACAGUUUUACCUAAAAUUUACUGUCUUUUUGUGUGGAUUGUUUCCUGUACCACAGAAGACUAGAUAAAAGAUGGGGGGAAAAAGUCUAGAUUCCACAAUAUCUUCAUGGGCUUGGCUAACUUCAAGAAAACAGAACCUCAUAUAUCCCUUACAUGUACAGAUGACUAAAGAGAAGCUAUAUAUAGAGCCUCUUCCUUUGCCUGACAGUUUGGCACUUAAUUUAAGGGAGUGGAUAAGAUAAAGCCAGCUUUGUGGAUUGCUUUUUUUCCUUAUCCAAACAUGUAAAGAUACUUUUGAGUGUGAGAAUGUGUGCAUGUGUGUGUGUGUGUGUUGUUAUUGUUGUUGUUUUUUUACAGUGGCUGUUUAAAGUGUUUUUCACAACUUGUUUAAUAAUCAGUGCUUUAAAAAGCAGGUGGUGUCUCUGUAAAGUGGGAGCUUGGGUCUAUGGCAUUGGAUGUAAAUUUUAGGUCAUAUCAUAUUGUAAUGUCUCACUAUCUGUGGGGGGGGGAACCAAACUGGUCUGUUUAUAUGAAUUUUGGGAAACUAAGAAAGGUAUAGAAACCAGCUAACAGGGUGGUGAGGAAAGAGGACUAUCAUAAAGACGGAAAAACCAGCAUCUAAGGUUAGACCUGUGUUUUCAUUUCAAAUGGGAUACAGUAUUUUUUUUUAUAAGGAGCCAUACUUUUUUUUUAAAGUAAUUUGAGAUCUGAAUGUGAUUUCUAAUUGUAUCAGACGUUAAUGUUUUAAAGCUAUAACAAAGUUUAAGAUUUCUACUUUUUUUCAUUUAUUUUAACUGUUCUGUUAUCUGUUAUCUAAAAUUGAUGUAUGUGGUUGGGAGAAGUUUUGCUUCUCCUCUUAGCAUUUGUUUCUAUAACCAGAAAUAAAAUUAUAUAUUAAAGAAAUGACACCCAAAAAACAGUUUGUAGUCCUUUUAAAUAGUAUGUAUAGGAAAUCUUGGUUCCAACAGUUCCUGGCUUAUAGCAAUUUGUUCUAAUUAUUUUGAGUUAGAACUGUUUAUAUUGAUGUUCCUGAAGGUUAAAGGACAAUGAAUGAUAAAAAUAUGUCCUCUUUUAUUUUUUCUUUGGAUCCUAGUACUAGAAAGACUCAGUUUGGCAGAGAAGACACUCCACAUGUGCUCAAUCACAGUAUAUUUCUUGGGCAAACAGUUCCGCUUUGGCCUGGACAUGUAUGAUAUUGGUGUUUUGGGUCGCUUAAUGCUCUUAGAUUCUUGGCAUUACAUGGGAUUAGGCACUCGAGAAGAGAACUUUGUUUCAUAGGCUACUCACUUGCUUUGUAAAAUCAUUGAAACUAAAUAUUUAAAACUUCAAAAUUGUUAACAUGUAAUUCAGUUAUCCAUUCUUCACCCCUCUGCUCCACCCAACUUCUCCCCACCCUUCUUCACCCCACUCUUUUCACCACCCUUCUCAUUCUACUGCUUUUCCAGAGUAGUACCUAAUUCCAGUUUGCUGGGAAAUACAUCUGUAUCUCCAGUACACCUACAUACAUCAGCUCUGUAGAGGAUAGAUGAUAGACACGUCUAAAGUCACUCCUGGUACACUCCUGGUGGCGUUGAUGGGUAAAAGACUCCUUGAAAAUCUUCUGUCCCCCUACCUUUAUCUAGAAGAUACCCUAGGAAAAUCAGUUGGAUGAGAAGUGUCUGAGAUAGAUUUUUACUGUCUUCUAUUUUACUUCUAAACAGAGCCAAGUGGAAACAAACCCACCAAUAUCUGCCUCAUUCUGUUCAUUUUAUGUAUUCCUGUUUGUUAGGUUGGCUUUGCUUAUUUUAGUGAUCAUGCUGUACAUGCUCUCUAUGUGAUGCCCUAAAACAGUAAAUGUUCAAGUAGUAUUUAAGUAGUUGCAGUAAAGUGUUUAUUCAGCUGAAGUUUAAACCUUUAGUUAAGAGUUAUAUUUUUGUUUUAUCCCUGCCUUGAAUUUUUUAUAAAGAUGUAUGUUGACCAAAUGUUUCUGGUAUCAAGGCUUUCUAGUAUUCAUGACUCUGAAUCAGUAUCUCAUUUCGCUAAGUACGUUUCAUUUGGUUUACAUUUUUCAAAUUUACCAUAUCUAAAGUUUUAGCUACGUGUAUAGGAUGAAUUUUUUUCUUGCCAUUUCCUGUGUAAGAUCUGUAUUAUGAAUCCUGAUGUGAGGUCAGCAAACUCAUUAUAUUUUAAGUUUUUCCAAAAACAAGAAAGAAUAAAGAUAAUAACUUAUCUAA
This is a messenger RNA of Phascolarctos cinereus (koala), 13447 nucleotides long. It is a transcript of the gene FOXK1, whose product is annotated as forkhead box K1. Gene Ontology annotation, molecular function: RNA polymerase II cis-regulatory region sequence-specific DNA binding; protein binding; DNA-binding transcription factor activity, RNA polymerase II-specific. The record is from RefSeq and is a predicted model, not a curated record. Gene Ontology annotation, biological process: regulation of transcription by RNA polymerase II. NCBI's taxonomy places the organism in Eukaryota, Metazoa, Chordata, Mammalia, Diprotodontia, Phascolarctidae.